Leptosia nina is the source of this 1917-nucleotide messenger RNA. NCBI's taxonomy places the organism in Eukaryota, Metazoa, Arthropoda, Insecta, Lepidoptera, Pieridae. The record is from the annotation of a GenBank genome assembly.
AUGGACCCCAACCCACAAGGCGGCGACGGUAAAACAAAUUCGCAAAACAAUUUCAGUAGUUAUUUUCCUCCAGUACCAAGCCAAACCUUUUCGCAAACUACUGGAAAUUUUGUAAAACAGCCAAAUGUAUCUAAUAGAUUUGAAAUUCAACAAACAAUAGUGCCAACUAACCAGCCAUCUAGGGACCUUACUACGCCGUUUGUGUCAUUCCCACCUUUAGAUAAGGUUACAUCAAACAUAAAUAAUCAGAUUACUUCGACAAAUCAACCAACAACUUACGACGGUCAGGUUUACCAAUACAACAAGCCAGCAACAAUUAAACAAGAACCUCAAAAUGGUAAUAAACAACCGUCAUUUGGAUCCUUUAAGCCACUUGAACAAAAUAAACCGGAAGCCAAUAAACACCAACAAAUAUCCACAGGCAAUAACGGAGGCGAGAUCUACGAAUAUAACAAGCCAGCGACGUCUCAACAAACAGGAAUUUCUUCUCAAGAUUUCAAUAAAAAACCAGAAGAUAGUAUUCAACAAUUUGCUGUAAAUCAGCCCCUACAAGGUAACACAAAUGGUGAGGUCUACCAAUACAAUAAACCUACGUUACCACAGACAUCAUCAACUAUUAAUUCUGUUAAUAAUGAAAGGCCUUUGCAAGGAUCUGAAAUGAAUCAGUCCCAAACCAUUACACAACUGAUUGCAAAUGUCUUUGGUGAACAAAAUCAAUUUAACGAACCUAUAGAAUCAGAAAAGAAGCAGCAAAUCAAGGAAAGUGAAAUCUAUGAAUAUAAUAAACCAACUUCUGUCCCAAAUUUGAAUGUACAACAGCCAACAACUUCCUUAGGUAACAACAAUGCUGAGGGUCAACCUCAAAAUAACAUUUUUUCCCCAAAUCAAAAUAAAAAUAGCUCUCCAGGUAUUACAUACCAGCAGCCCUCUUCUAUUUUGCAAAGUACCCAAACAAGACCUACUAAUCCCAGUUUUUUCCCAAACCCAGUAGCAUCACGUUUUAGCGAAGCGGGUCCUUCAGGCACACAAGGCUCUUCACUUCAGCAGCCAACUACGCCUUCCUUUAGUCAAAUAACCCAAAAUGUUUACAGCCAGCCCCAAGGUCCUGAUAAUUCUUAUUUCUAUGAUAAACCAUCAAAGCCCUUCAGACAACAGUUUCCACAGUCUCCUUUCAAUACAAAUAGUGCUCAGCGACCAAAUGUUGAUCAGAGUCAGUCUUUGGUUGUAAAUAGAUUUAAUACACCUUCACUACCUCUAGCUUCUACGUCUAUACAGUCAGCAAAUCAGUUGCAAAACAAUGGAAUUACUCAAGCGCCAACAUCUUUAGCUUCCAGUCUAACGACAAAGCCUACCAACCAACAAAAUAACUUACCGUCACUUCAAACAUUUAACCCAUAUACUCAAACAAGUCAACAGCCCGGAUCAUUCGCGAACGCAUUUGCGUCUACUCAGUCAUUUCCCACUUUGAAACCUCAGGAACAAACUACUUUCAACAGACCAAAAGCGGAAAUCUACGAAUAUAAUAAGCCCGCUGGAUCUCUACCUGAAUCUGAAAAUAAUAACGAACAGAAAAUUGAAACACCAAACGGCCAAUUAAGACCACAAACGGUAAUUAGUGUAAAUCAAGGGUCUCAAACCCAAAAUACCAGAGAACCAGUUGCAAUUCAGGAGCAAAGCUUUGAGUCGCCUAUACCUGAUGCAAGUAUAGGAUUACAAUCAAACCCCAGCUCAAGGCCUCUUGGUUCCACCAUCAUUGGAAGCCCAUGCUGUAAGAGUUUCCAGAAAAAUCAAAUGCAGGUCAAUGCGGUACCAAAGCCAAAUUUCAACACACAGGCUAUAAGACAAGAGAAUCAACGCGAACAAUUUGAUGUUAAUAGGAAACCGCCCACAUACGAUUCAACUGGAUAUCAUUAUUGA